AUGGCAGUCCUCUGGAGAGACAAGUUUGAUCCAGUAGUCUUUCUCACCCCACACAGCCUGACUGACUGCCUGUCUGUCCGUCUGUCCUUCCCCUCAGAGUCUGUUCGUUGUGCCAGGGUGCUGGUGACUGGGGCCAGCACAGGCAUCGGAGAACAGGUGGCAUACCACUAUGCCAAGACGGGCGCCCAGGUCGUCAUCACAGCCAGGAGGGAGUACGCCUUACAGAAGAUAGAUAUUGACAGCCUCUGUACCAGAUGGCUGUCGAACAACUGGUUGAAUUUCCUCAGCUAUGUUGACAUGGCUUCAGCAGCUUUACCAGUACUGGAGCAGAGUGCAGGGUCUAUGAUCGUAGUGUCAUCUCUGUUGGCUCCAGAGGAUAUACCAACACGGCCUACCCAGCCAACGAUGCUGCCCUCCACAUCAUCAAGGCCGGGGCCACACACCAGAAGGAGUCAUUUUACCCUGGAUACAUCUACUUCGCCUGCUUGUGCAGAGACUGGUUCCCCUUCUUCAGAGACAUCAUCAUCCAGAACUCCUACACAUACUGAAGGAGCCACCAUACCCCUAGUUAAGGAAGCACCUAAGCCUACAGGAACAUGUGUGUCCUCAGGCCAAGAAUAGCAAAGCACCCUUUACUGGCUCAGCUGCCUUACCAACCUUUGAGUAAACAAAUGAACAACAGAUUUUCAACACGGUUAUAGGGAAGGGCAUUCAACAUGUACGGACGGCACUUACACAAAUUACUGAUGAUUGGAUGAGAUAUAUUUAUAAUAAAAAGAUUGUGGGAGCUGUUUUGUUAGACUUCAGUGCAGCUUUUGACAUUAUUGAUCAUAAUCUACUGCUUUACAUCCCCUGCUAUAUUGUGGAUGGAAAGUUACCCGUCUAACAGAACACAGAGGGUGUUCUUCAAUCGAAGCCUCUCCAACAUAAUCAAGGUAGAGUCAGGCAUUUCCCAGGGCAGCUGUCUACUGUUUUCAAUCUUUACUAAUGACCUGCCACUGGCUCUGAGUAAAGCCAGUGUGUCUAUGUUUGCUGAUGACUCCACACAUCAGCUUCCACAGCAAGUGAAAUCACUGCAACACUUAACUAAGCUGCAGUCAGGUUCAGAAUGGGUGUCAAGAAAGAAGUUAGUCCCAAAUAUUAAAAGCAUUGUAUUUGGGACAAAUCAUUCACUAAACCUUAAUCCUCAACUAAAUAUUGUAACGAAUAAUGUGAAAAUUGAGCAAGUUGAGGACAUAACCCUGGAUUGUAAACGGUCCUGGUCAAAACAUACUGAUGCAACAGUAGCUACGAUGGGGAGAGGUGUGUCCAUAUUAAAGUGCUGCUCUUCCUUCUUAACAAUGCUAUCAACAAGGCAGGUCCUACAGACCCUAGUUUUGUGGCACCUGGACUACUCUCCAGUCGUGUGGUCAGGUACCACAAAGAACGACUUAGGAAAAUUACAAUUGGCUCAGAACAGGGCAGCAUGGCUGGCCCUUAAAUGUACACGGGGAGCUAUGUGGUAUUUGUGGUAGUAGAGUAGUGGCCUGAGGGCACACACUUCAUGUAUUGUGAAAUGUCAUGUUUUUUCAAUUGUAUAUAACUGCCUUCAUUUUGCUGGACUCCAGCAAGAGUAGCUGCUGCAGUAUCUAAUGGGGAUCCAUAAUAAAUACAAAUAUAUAGUACACAGAGCAGGCAGGGUUAGGUUAGGGAACAGUUGUUCAGGAUAAGAUAGUAGGGUGUUACCCCUACUAUCUGUUCACUGUAUAGUAUGGUGUUCACCCACUCCGGCACAGAUUGGGUGAACACGCGCUUGGUGUUGAUGACAUUUCACUUCCUUAUUGUAUAAAAUACAUUUUACCAAGACAAAUGUGAUUCUGUUCUGUGUCUCUAAAAAAUGCUAAUUUAACCAUUCUCCUAUUUGUUUAAAAUGUAGUGGUAUAUUUGAUGUACAGUGGUAAAUAUGAAAAUAAAAGCUUCCAAAUUAAACAAA
Oncorhynchus kisutch (coho salmon) is the source of this 1972-nucleotide messenger RNA. Its product is annotated as hydroxysteroid 11-beta-dehydrogenase 1-like protein. NCBI's taxonomy places the organism in Eukaryota, Metazoa, Chordata, Actinopteri, Salmoniformes, Salmonidae. Gene Ontology annotation, molecular function: oxidoreductase activity. The coding region runs from base 1 to 621 and encodes 206 amino acids. Gene Ontology annotation, cellular component: intracellular membrane-bounded organelle. The transcript has 6 exons. The record is from RefSeq and is a predicted model, not a curated record.